Messenger RNA from Ceratotherium simum simum (southern white rhinoceros), 3218 nucleotides. It is a transcript of the gene BCL7A, whose product is annotated as BAF chromatin remodeling complex subunit BCL7A. Lineage: Eukaryota; Metazoa; Chordata; Mammalia; Perissodactyla; Rhinocerotidae. The record is from RefSeq and is a predicted model, not a curated record.
GCGCGGCGGCACCAGGCUUUGUGUGUGUGUAUGUGUGUGUGAGUGUGUGUGUGUGUCUGUGUGUGUGAGUGAGUGAGCGGGCGGGCGGGCGCGAGUGUGGCCGCCGCGGAGCGCGAGCAGGACCCGGCGGGCGCGCUCCCCAGCCUCUCUCUCCCCGCCAGAACCAUGUCGGGCAGGUCGGUUCGAGCCGAGACCAGGAGCCGGGCCAAAGAUGAUAUCAAGAGGGUCAUGGCGGCUAUCGAGAAAGUGCGCAAAUGGGAGAAGAAGUGGGUGACUGUGGGUGACACAUCCCUGCGAAUCUACAAGUGGGUCCCUGUGACUGAGCCAAAGGUUGAUGAUAAAAACAAGAAUAAGAAAAAGGGCAAAGAGGAGAAGUGUGGCUCGGAGGUGACCACUCCGGAGAACAGCUCCUCCCCGGGGAUGAUGGACAUGCACGAUGACAACAGCAACCAGAGCUCCAUAGCAGAUGCCUCCCCCAUCAAGCAGGAGAACAGCAGCAACUCCAGCCCUGCUCCGGAGUCCAACGUGGCCGUGCCCGGCGAUGGCACCGACGCCAAGGUGGACGAGGCCCAGGCCGACGGGAAGGAGCUCCCGGGGGCUGAAGAUGCUUCUGAUGAGCAAAAUUCACAGUCUUCAAUGGAAAACUCGAUGAACAGUUCAGAGAAAGUUGAACGGCAGCCAUCUGGAGACGCAGGUCUAGCUGCAGAGACGACCACAAUCUCUCAGGUACCUCGAUCGAGGUCUCAGAGGGGCAGCCAGAUCGGCCGGGAGCCCGUUGGGGUGUCGGGGGAUUUUGAAGGAGUGCCACCCUCUAAAAAGAUGAAAUUGGAGGCUUCCCAACAAAACUCCGAGGAGAUGUAGACGCUAAGGUCAGUCCUCCGAUCCACGUUUCACGGGAGAUCCAUCAGCAGGCUUAAUUCUAGAACAACUUCACCCGAGUGACUCCUCUCGGGCGCGGACAGAACUACUAACUUUUCAAGUUUACCAAGUGCAAAUCCAAGAAAAUCUAGAACGGCGUAACUUCUCAGACACUGAAGAACUUUCUGCUGUGAAGUGAAACACUCAAGUCUUGAAGUGACUGUCCUUGGAAAGGCGGGGCUGACAGCUCAGGAGUGUCUGCACACUGUCUGAAGCCAAGAUUUCAUUUGUGUUGCUGCUGUAUUGUUUUUUUUUCCCACUUCUCUAUUUAACGAGAUAAGCUAUUUGAGGGUGGUACUGAUCAGGAAUUCGCUGUUCGUCACGGCUUUUCACCGUUCACCCGAUUCUUUCUGCUUUCUUUUUUUGUGCCUUGUGCCCUUGAGGUGACCUCUGGCAUGUUUUCCUGGUUGUUUUGCAUCUCCCUUUGUGAAGUGCCCUCUUGGUUUUGUUCAGGCAGCUGCUGCCACCGUCCUCCACCCUCCCUGCCCCAGGACUUCAUUCGGAGCAGAGCAGGCCAGGGAGGAGGAGAGCCCGAGGCCACCUGAUUUCCAGGUACCCUGAGCCCUGGGUGGAGGCAGCACCAGCCUCUAGGGUCUGAGGAGUCUCAGAUGUCAGGGCACUGUCCCCAAGGGCUGGCCACUUGAUAUGCUCUCGCUUCCUCGGGGCAUCUGAGGCUGGCGUUUCCAAGCCCACGGCGGCCCAGACGGACACACAGAGCCCUUAGAUGGUUCUGGCACCUCCACCCUCUGCCUCCACCGUACCGCUUUCUCUCACACCUCCGAACAUGAAAUGGCUUCUGUGGCUGACUGCAGGAUUGUCUCCUUAAGACGAUAAAAGGGCUGAGGAGGCUGGGAGCAGAUGGCAGGAAUAGCUGGUGCUGAACUUCUCUCAUAGGACAUUGCUUGGAUUGCAAAUCCACAGUAACCUGCUGUCCUCUGCCUCCCCAGCUCCCCCCGGCCCCACCCCAGGGAGGUGAGAUUGCAGUCAGCUGAAAUCGGCUUGCUACGGCGUCCUGUUCCUGACCCUCAGAGCCAACAGUUAGAUCGUGUCUCAUUCCCAGGAUGCGCCAACAGUCCCCAUAGGGGAUCGGGGCCUUGAUGAUUGGGCCUCGAAGGCCAGAAACAAGGCACCAAGAAGUUGGAAAGCUUUGCACUCCUCCAGAAAGGGGUAAUUGAGUCCCUCCCCAUGCCCAUCUCCCGCCUGUGAUGGGACAGCUGCUUCUCACUAAAAUGGAGAUGCCCCCUUGUACGAACUGCCUAAUUGUUUGGUUCUGAGGCCUGGUUUGCUCUUAAUUCCUAUCUGGACUCCUCAGACCUUAACCUUUUUCCUGAGCUCUCUUUACUGCACUGGAGUUCCAACUCCCUUUGAGUUGGGGGGUGGGGGGGAGGGUUGUGGGUUUUCUUGGUUGGUUUUUGUUUUGUUUGUUUCAUUUUGUUUUGUUUGGCUAAUUGGUGCAUAUUCAGGUACCACCUUUGACGUGUGGAUCUCUCUCCUGACCACCAUGGGAAGUGUCUGCCAGAUUCCAUUUUCUAAGAGUUUCUGAGGGUGAGGCUCUUAUUUUUUUUAAGGGAGCCAAUCUAUUUCCUGCACUUCAAGAAGAAUUCAAAAUGUUCCUGAAUUUCAAAUACCUCAUGCAAAAAUGUCUCCUGAAAUAAGGGAAAAAAAAAAAAAAACUUUGAAAAUCUUAAUGUUGAAGUUAGCGAUGCCGAAAGGUUUCUGUCUUAAAAAAAAAAUCCUUUUCCAUUUUGCCCCUCAGGCAGUCAGUUCUGUGGAGAACUGUGUUCUGCGUUACCUCUCAGUGUAUCUCAAGGCGGCUUUACCUCCAGAUCCUCUAGGGUUAGAGUAACUUUUUUCUUUGCAGCAAAACUCCAUGUUGAUGAAAGAUGAAUUUGGAUAUUUAUUUCCUUUUCUUUUUGGGAAACAAGAGGUUACAACCAAGACAGCUAAAGGAAAACCACACACACGCGUCCAUGGGAAUAGCAAGUGGCCGGGGUCCCCUACGCCCCUUCUAUUUGCGGUGGCCUCUGGACAGGCAAGGAGAGUCGACACGGUCGAGGAUGAAGACAACAUCCACGAGACCGAGGCUGUCAUUAGUUUUUCUCUGAAGUGCCUGAAGGUAGGAAUGGGCCGGUGGUUGGGACCAAGUAGGCCCCACCACGGCCACGCCAGGCAGAGCGCCAGCGGCCCUGCACUCAGUGCUGGCCGGGAAGGCCUUCCACACGGAGUGAUGAGACUGCAGAAAUCCACACGUGCUUCCUUCCCUGCCGCAGCCCGCUCCUCGGAGCCGCUGUUCCCCACCA